Molecule: messenger RNA, 2034 nt
Organism: Penicillium oxalicum
Lineage: Eukaryota; Fungi; Ascomycota; Eurotiomycetes; Eurotiales; Aspergillaceae
Product: Zn(II)2Cys6 transcription factor
Exons: 6
Coding region: 1-2034 (677 amino acids)
Biological process (GO): regulation of DNA-templated transcription; DNA-templated transcription
Molecular function (GO): DNA binding; zinc ion binding; DNA-binding transcription factor activity, RNA polymerase II-specific
Source: RefSeq, a predicted model, not a curated record
AUGCCCGCUCGUCGGAGCCGUGCCUCGGCCGCUUGUCUCUUUUGCCGAUCUAAAAAGUUGAAAUGCGACGCCCAGAAACCCGAAUGUGGUAAUUGUCGGGCCAAGGGCGUAGAGCCAACCAAUCGCCGAAUCUCUCAGUUGGAGCAUGAGAAUGCAGUACUUCGUCAAAAAUGCAACGAGAUGCAAUCCGGAUCGGGUGCCUCUGAAAGAAUUGACUCGAUCACACCAGAUGCGUCAACGGGUACUCCACAUCAACCUCGGAGCGUGUCAAUGACCGCUCCGUCUCUUCAUGGGUCAUCUCCGGCCAGAGGACCCCAGUCAGUCCCAAGCCGGGGCUUGUCGCAUCCAGAGGCACCCGGGACUCAAGACCAUCGCCGUGGCCCAUCAUUGUACCAUGGGCCGACAAGCAUAGUCUACGACGACACCGCCCAUUCUACAGGAGAAGACGAAGGAACUAGCGAGAUUCAGUCUAGCGCGAAUGAAGAGUAUGCCCGCAAGCUGCUCUUUGCUCAGACUGCAAGGCAGAGACAACUAGAGCCCCUGGAUCUAGCGUAUGGCAGACUUGACUUUGAUGGCCUCGACCCGGAGCUGGGCAUGCAUCUUUUAACGAUCUACUGGAGCCGUCAACUCUACACGGCUCAAAUCAUCUAUCGUCCGCUAUUCAUGCGGGACAUGGCUUGCGGUGGCCCAUACUUCUCGAAGCUUCUCCUCAAUGCCAUCUUGUUCACGGUCUCGAAGCAUUGUCCCCGGCUUGAAUUGCGCUCUGACCCCGAUGAUGUUACAACGACGGGUUGGAAGUUCCGUCAAAGAUUCACCGAGCUUCUCCGCGAAUCUUUUGAUAAAAGCGAGAUAACAACCAUCCAAGCGUUGCUUAUCAUGUCAAACUCACUCUUUUCACGAUGUGACGAGCGCAGUCUAUCAUGGCUUUACGCAGGAAAUGCCUUUAACAUGAUCAUCGAUCUGGGCCUCCACGUGCUUCCAUCUUCCAGCCAGAUGCCCGCAGAAGAGCUAGAGGUUAGGAAACGAGUGCUGUGGGGCGCUUACACAAUCGACAAAAUUCAAUGCCUGCUUCAAGGGAGACCGCCCUUGCUACGACAGGUCAAUUUCAAAGCCUCGCUUGACUUCUUGGAUGAGUACGAUGAGCUCGAUACGUUCAAAAAUUUGACCUACAGCGCCAUUGGUCAGGAGACGGUGAUACCUUCCUACAACGUCUCGCUGUUAACGAAAUUAUGCGAACUAUCUAUUAUUUCGGAGCGUAUACUCUGCGAGCUCUAUUCGGAGUCUCAGCCCCGGGGCCGGGACCGGCACUCGAGAAUAUCCACCGAAAUAAGCUCAGAUAUAGAUCGCUGGCGUUCGAAUUUGCCACACGAGCUCGAUUAUCUCUCGUACCCGCGGGAAGGCGUCCUUCUGCCACAGGCUUUUUGUCUUCUGGCCUUGUCAAAUGCCUUGAUGAUCCUCUCACAACGACCGCUUUUUACAAACGCCUCUCAGAGUCACAUUCACAACUCGACCUCGGCUUACGAAGCCGUCAGCAAGUGUACGGCUGCUGCCAAUCAGAUCGCUCAGAUUCUGCGUGAUUAUUCUCAGCAUUUCUCAAUCACCUCGGCUCCGUACAUGCUAUCCUAUGCCACUUACAUCUGUGCCACUAUUCACGUCAGGAUCGCCGCUCAGAAGGGCCGCGGCUCAGCCUCCUUCAAUUGCUUGCUUCUUUGUCGCAAUGUUCUUCAACAACACCUCCGGCUAUAUGCCGCUGCGGGCAAGGCCAUGGGCAAUCUGGAUAAGCUCAUAGCUCACCAUAAAGUUCUUCUCACUGAAGACGAUCAGCUUGGUGCUUCUUUGGCGAAAUUUGACCACCAAAUAUGCCCACGGAAUCUGGUUGACUUACCCGAGAUGUUAUUCACCCCUAUUCAGGACGCUGAGAUUGGUUCCCCGCAAUUGAACUGUGGACUAUCGGAUCUUGAUCUCGAGGCCAUCGCUCAAAGUUUCCGGCUUGAUUCGGAAUUGCAUUAUUUAAUGCACCCUGUUGGGAUCUAG